AUGGUCCAUUCUACGCUAAACCGUAAGGGCGAUGACGCUAUAAUACCUGGGAAUUUGAUUACCAGACGAUCCAUCACCUUCAGUAUCCUGUUUUCCUUCUGUCAUUUCGGGUCUAUUGGCAUCCUAAACUACUAUCUCCCUGAGUGGUUUCAAGCCGUGGAAGGCGCAAGUCCGCUAGAAAGUGGCACGCGGGUUUUAGCUUCGGUGCUCGCGCAGAUCGUGGGAACACUGACUUCUAGUAUUCUAGGUAAGCUUAACACUCGGGUUUCACGUGCAAACUCAUGCCCGCUGCCGUCUCUCAAUAUAUUUUUCCAGUUUCUGGGUGCCACAGUCACACAGGUUAUCGGAAGCAUCGUGUUCCGUUCAAUUCUGAGCAAAUCCCUGGAUGAUCAUGGUCUGAAUGCUACACAGAGGGCGUUAUUAUCUGCCGCUGGAACUGCCGAUAUCCGUAAGACCGUCAAUGCGAACUUCCCAAAGCUGCUGAGUCCGGUUUUGGAUUCUUACAACAAAGCUAUUACCUCCACAUUUGUGAGUGGCCCCUCCAUGGGUGAGGAUGUAGAGGAAUUUUUACUGACGAGUGAACUUCGAUAG
Molecule: messenger RNA, 591 nt
Organism: Penicillium taxi
Lineage: Eukaryota; Fungi; Ascomycota; Eurotiomycetes; Eurotiales; Aspergillaceae
Exons: 2
Coding region: 1-591 (196 amino acids)
Biological process (GO): transmembrane transport
Molecular function (GO): transmembrane transporter activity
Source: RefSeq, a predicted model, not a curated record